Messenger RNA from Punica granatum (pomegranate), 1620 nucleotides. The record is from RefSeq and is a predicted model, not a curated record. Lineage: Eukaryota; Viridiplantae; Streptophyta; Magnoliopsida; Myrtales; Lythraceae.
AAAACAGUGUCCUUCUUCCAUGGUUUUUCCCUCUCCUUCCUUCCCCACUUCGCAAACUGAUUGGUGCUUCUAAUAACGAUGGCAGCUCAGAUUCUCCAAAUUCCACCACGUCCUAUAAAUACCCAAUUCACUCGCUCCCUUCUCCCUACAACACAACCAGAACAUUCUUUGUCAAUUGUCAACGCUCGGAUAAACAGCCAAGAACAUCAUAAGAUCUUUGCUACUAAAACAUGUCGUGCACUGACAGGAAAGUCAUACGCUGCAGAGCCGCCGUGGCAUGGGAAGCAGGGAAGCCGCUGGUCAUAGAAGAAGUGGAGGUGGCUCCUCCGCAAGCAAUGGAGGUCCGUCUCAAGGUCCUCUAUACCGCCCUCUGCCACACCGAUGUCUACUUCUGGGAGGCCAAGGGACAGACCCCAGUAUUCCCCAGGAUAUUCGGUCACGAAGCAGCGGGGAUCGUGGAGAGUGUGGGUGAGGGCGUGACAGAGCUGAAGCCCGGAGACCAUGUCCUGCCCGUGUUCACAGGGGAAUGCAAGGAGUGUCGGCAUUGCAAAUCGGAGGAGAGCAACAUGUGCGACCUUCUCAGGAUAAACACUGACAGAGGAGUGAUGCUGAACGAUGGCAAGUCGAGAUUCUCCAUCAAUGGGAAGCCCAUUUAUCACUUCGUUGGGACUUCCACCUUCAGCGAGUAUACUGUGGUCCAUGUAGGAUGUCUUGCGAAGAUUAACCCUGCUGCUCCCCUUGACAAAGUUUGCAUUCUCAGCUGUGGAGUUUCUACAGGUCUUGGGGCGACCUUGAAUGUCGCAAAGCCUCCAAAAGGUUCUACAGUGGCCAUCUUUGGACUCGGAGCCGUUGGCCUCUCUGCCGCUGAAGGAGCUAGAAUUGCUGGAGCUUCGAGGAUCAUCGGUGUCGAUCUCAACCCAAAAAGGUUCCAUCAAGCCAAGAUGUUCGGUGUUACUGAAUUUGUGAACCCAAAAGACUACGACAAGCCUGUGCAGGAGGUGAUUGCUGAAAUGACGGAUGGAGGAGUCGAUCGAAGUGUUGAGUGCACUGGGAAUAUUAAUGCCAUGAUUUCUGCAUUCGAAUGUGUCCAUGAUGGAUGGGGUGUAGCUGUACUUGUUGGUGUGCCGAACAAAGACGAUGCCUUCAAAUCCCACCCGAUGAAUUUCUUGAAUGAGAGGACUCUCAAGGGUACCUUCUUCGGCAACUACAAGCCGCGGACUGACCUCCCUUCAGUUGUUGAGAUGUACUUGAAGAAGGAGCUCGAGCUGGAGAAAUUCAUCACUCAUGAAGUCACCCUCUCCGAGAUCAACAAGGCAUUCGACUACAUGCUUAACGGGGAGAGUAUCCGGUGCAUUAUUAGAAUGGACUAGAGAUGAGGCCAAUUCCAUUGGAAGUUUAUGUUCUGUAUAUGUCGGAAGAACUUACUAGUGGGAGAUGAACGCGAUCAUGUUAUACGAAUAAAAGUUGCUGCCGGAGAGUGAUCCUCUUUUGUAAUUUGGCGUGUCGGUUUUUCUCUUCUUCUAUUAUGAACAUAAAAACUACUGUGUUAUUUCUCUUGGAUAUGCAUAGACCAUUCUGUUUCUUGAAUAAUAACUUAGAGCGUUUCUGUUGUAUAAGAAA